AUGGAAUUCAGAGAUGGUUUGGUGGGUAAGAUAGAUGAGGAAGAUGCUAUGACUUUAGAGAAGUUAUCGUCGACUGAGGAGAUCAGAGAGGCUGUGUCGGACUGUGAGUCAUCUAAAGCGCCAGGUUGUAAUGGGUACAACAUGAAUUUCAUUAAGAGGUGUUGGGGUGAGAUUAGGUCUGAAUUCACGGCAGCAGUGAUAGGGUUCUUCCAGACAUCCAGAUUAUUGACAAAUAUCAAUAUCACUUGGGUGGCACUAGCACCCAAGUUCGUUGGUGCGAAGGAGAUGAAAGAUUUACGACCUAUUAGUAUGGUGGGGUGCGUUUACAAGGUUAUCUCGAAGGUGCUAGUUAGGAAGAUGAGGGCAGUGAUGCUGGGGAAAAAGAAGGCAGCAAUAAUCAAGUUAGAUUUCCAGAAAGCAUAUGAUAUAGUCAAAUGGAGCUUUGUGGACAUUGUAUUACAAAAGAUGGGGUUUGGGCAUAGAUGGAGAGCGUGGGUUAUGGAGUGUGUGACAACUGCAUCUAUGUCGAUUCUGAUAAAUGGUUUGCCAUCUAAGCCAUUCAAAAUAGAAAGAGGUUUGAGACAAGGUGACCCAUUUUCUCCCUUCUUAUUUGUACUGGUUGUGGAUGUGCUGCAUCGAAUGGUUGGAGAGUGGGUCCAGCGUAUGUGCAACUUAUUGAGUUGUAAGGUGGAAACGCUUCUAGUUAAAUACCUUGGAAUCGCUUUUGGAGCAAAUCUGAGGUUGGUGAACACCUGGAAGCCUAUAAUAGACAAAGUGAAGGAGAACUCAAUGCCUAAGGCUGUUGCUGAGAAAUUGAUUUCUUCACAGCGAAGAUUCCUGUGGAGUAAGGAAGAUGGUAGAAAUGGUAUGGCAUUAGUAAGAUGGGAAGUGGAGCAGGCUCCUAAGAAACUAAGCGGGUUGGGAGUUGGAGAUGUUAUGAUUCGUAACAUAGUACUCUUGUUUAAGUGGUGGUGGCAGUUUGUAAAGGAAGAGUGUCCAUUAUGGAAGAAGGUCGUAUGUUCGUGUAAUAAUCUAAAUCCUAAUGAGCUACUGUCAACUCAAGUGCUACCUACUAGAGGAGGCCCAUGGAAGUAUAUUUGCCAACUACAAAUCACGAAUCAACGUAUAAGGGAUAAGAUGGUUACAGGUUUGUCUAUGGUGAUUGGUGAUGGGCGACGGACUCAGUUUUGGGAGGAUGUAUGGUGUAGAGUGCUUGGAUAUCAGAUUUUGACCGUUAAUGGUCUUAUCCGGGUUCAAUGA
Molecule: messenger RNA, 1260 nt
Organism: Arachis ipaensis
Lineage: Eukaryota; Viridiplantae; Streptophyta; Magnoliopsida; Fabales; Fabaceae
Source: RefSeq, a predicted model, not a curated record